Pangasianodon hypophthalmus (striped catfish) is the source of this 2737-nucleotide messenger RNA. Its product is annotated as atlastin-2. Lineage: Eukaryota; Metazoa; Chordata; Actinopteri; Siluriformes; Pangasiidae. Gene Ontology annotation, biological process: endoplasmic reticulum organization; protein homooligomerization. Gene Ontology annotation, molecular function: GTP binding; GTPase activity. The coding region runs from base 93 to 1805 and encodes 570 amino acids. The record is from RefSeq and is a predicted model, not a curated record. The transcript is spliced from 14 exons.
UCGAGCCGCACUUCGCUCGGAUAAGAGGCGCGCGGGGAGUCGGAGCUGCUGACGUCAGACGGGUUCGAUUAUUUUGAUCUGGGGGGUUAAAGAUGGCGGAGGCGGAGAAGCUUCAGAAUCAUUCCGGGCUAAAUCGUAAAGGUGUGGGUUUGGAAGAAGACGUGUGUCGUAAGAUGAGUGGAGACGAGGCGGAGGAGCUGCUGGAGGAAGAGGAGGUGGCCGGGCCUGUUCAGAUCGUGGUAGCAGAUGAAGAUGAGCACCAGUUUUCUCUGGACGAGCAGGCGCUGGAGCGCAUCCUGCUGCAGGAGCACAUCCGUGAUCUCAACGUGGUGGUGGUGUCAGUCGCCGGAGCCUUCCGCAAGGGCAAGUCCUUCCUGCUGGAUUUCAUGCUCCGAUAUAUGUACCACCAGAAAUCAGCCACAUGGCUUGGGGGAAAUGAUGAACCAUUGACAGGCUUCACCUGGCGGGGGGGCUGUGAGAGGGAGACCACAGGAAUCCUGGCCUGGAGCGAAGUGUUUGUGGUUGAGAAACCGGAUGGGACCAAGGUCGCUGUGCUUCUCAUAGACACGCAGGGAGCCUUCGACAGCCAGUCCACCAUCAAAGACUGCGCCACCCUCUUCGCCCUCAGCACCAUGACCAGCUCUGUUCAGGUUUACAAUUUAUCUCAGAAUGUGCAAGAGGAUGAUCUUCAACAUCUGCAGCUUUUCACAGAGUAUGGAAGACUUGCUAUGGAGGAAAUUUACCUAAAACCAUUCCAGUCACUAAUGUUUCUGAUAAGAGACUGGAGUUACCCAUAUGAACAUGCAUAUGGCCUGGAAGGAGGAAACACGUUUCUAGAGAAAAGGCUGCAAGUGAAGCAGAACCAACAUGAGGAACUUCAGAAUGUCCGGAAGCACAUCCACUCCUGUUUCUCUAACAUCAACUGCUUCCUACUUCCUCACCCUGGCCUCAAAGUGGCCACAAGCCCCCAUUUUGAUGGCAGAUUGAGAGACAUUGAUCCUGACUUUAAAAAGGAGCUAGUGAGUCUCAUCCCACUGCUUUUGGCCCCAGAGAACUUGGUGGAGAAAGAAAUCAGUGGUUCCAAAGUGACAUGUAGAGAUCUUGUACAGUAUUUCAAAGCUUACAUGAAAAUAUAUCAAGGGGAAGAGCUACCACACCCAAAGUCCAUGUUACAGGCAACAGCUGAAGCUAACAACCUUGCAGCAGUUGCAGGAGCAAAGGACACUUACAUCAAGAGCAUGGAACAGGUGUGUGGAGGAGACAAGCCCUACAUCGCCCCAGCUGAUUUGGAGCGCAGCCACGAGGAGCUGAAGCAGAGCUCCAUACGGCAGUUCUGCACCAUCAAGAAGAUGGGAGGCGAGGAGUUCUGUCGCCGCUACCAGGAGCAGCUGGAGGCCGAGCUGGACGAGGCUUAUGCCAACUUCGUCAAGCACAAUGACGGAAAGAACAUUUUCUAUGCAGCGCGCACACCGGCCACACUCUUUGCCCUCAUGUUUGCCAUGUACGUGGUAUCGCUAGUGACGGGCUUUGUGGGCGUAAACUCUGUGGCAACGCUGUGUAAUCUGAUCAUGGGCGUGGCUCUGGUGUCUCUGUGCACCUGGGCGUAUGUCAAAUACUCAGGGGAGUUCCGUGAGGUUGGCAGCGUCAUCGACCAGGUGGCAGAAACCCUCUGGGAGCAGAGGACUCCAAGAAAGGUGUUUUGCAAGCUUUUUGAGGUUGCCCGGAACAAAAUGACACUGAGCGCGCUCCUGCCCACUCAGCGAAACAGACUGCCCUCAAACAACAAUGUGAAGAAGAAAAACUAGUUGCUACAUUCUUUCAUAAACUCCUUUGUAGGACUUGCUCAGCCCUGAGGAGCGAGUGGCCUCGGCCGCAUCGGGCUGGGUUUAAGAACAAACUGCUAUAUGUACUCGGUUCCGUACCUUUGUAGAAUGCAGGAUGGCACUUUCAUCAUCGAGAUGUCUUUCAUUUCAUCAUGCUGACAUUGUGUCUAAUGGAAGACUGAAGGUUUUUUUUUUUUUUUUUUUUUUUUUUUAAAAAACAGGUGUUAAUGCAUCAUCAAAUGGUUCUUAUGUGCUGUUUGUUUUGACUGUCAUGUUUGUGUGUGUGUGUGAUAUUCCAUCAUUCCUUCAACUUACAUUUCACUUUUGACCUUUCCAUUCCUUAUUAUUCAUCUGAUCAUUCCCAUAUCCUUUUUUCCUCCCCUUUCUGUGUUCUUUCCCAUUGUAUUUUGUCUUUUGUUUCUCUCUGCUCAGGUGUUGCAGACUUUCAAUGAUUCAGUUUAUUUUAAGCUGAACUCCAUCCAAGCUUGCUUAAGUUGCCAAGUUACAGACAAACUGAUGCUGCACCAAUCAUAGAGCCAAAGUUUACACCAUUCUUAGUGCACACUCUGUAGUGUGUAUGAUCAUCUUUGAGCACUUGAGACAUUGGCAUUAGUGGCUUUGCCGCUAGUGGAAGACAUUGGCAUUCGCCUUAUAGUUCAGGAAAGGGUGCCCUCAUCAACCUUGCUAAUGAGGUGGAUAGUUAAACGUGCCAUCCUACUCUCCCCUGUGGUGAAAUGGCACAUUUUAUACUAUGAUUUACUUUUUCCACUGAAUAACACAAGGCACUUAAUGGUUACACUCAUAUUCAUAAUGUGAUAAAGGAAGCUAAAGGAAUCAGGCACUAUAGAUUUUAAUCGCACAUUUCUUUGUUAUUGUCAAUCUUGUUGUUUAAAUAAAUACAACACUGCAUUUUA